Messenger RNA from Aspergillus heteromorphus CBS 117.55, 564 nucleotides. RefSeq lists its product as uncharacterized. The coding region runs from base 1 to 564 and encodes 187 amino acids. The transcript has 4 exons. Gene Ontology annotation, molecular function: 3-oxo-5-alpha-steroid 4-dehydrogenase activity. Gene Ontology annotation, biological process: dolichol-linked oligosaccharide biosynthetic process; polyprenol catabolic process. Lineage: Eukaryota; Fungi; Ascomycota; Eurotiomycetes; Eurotiales; Aspergillaceae. The record is from RefSeq and is a predicted model, not a curated record. Gene Ontology annotation, cellular component: endoplasmic reticulum.
AUGGAGCUCUUCACCAGCUGGGUGAAUACGACGCUGUCCUCCAUACAUAUGGACGCUGUCGACACCCUUCGAGCCUUCUUUCUUCCUUUUGACAUCUUGUACGCACGCGCUCUCGACUUUGUUGCCUCCUUAAGAGUUCCUCACAGCUACUUCACGCACUUCUAUAUUGCCUCUGUGUUGGCGUCGAUCUUCUGGGCCAUGCAACUCUUAAUAAGCCUGGAGCACUUGCAGAAGUCGAUAUCAGUUUAUCAGAUGUUUUCAUGCUGGAUAUUUAUGCUUAUUCAGGGUGCAAGGCGGCUGUAUGAGUGCAAUAUCUUCUUCAAGCCCUCGUCCAGAAUAUGGUUUGUUUACUGGAUUAUAGGCCUUGCACUCUAUCUAGCAGUAUCUGUUGCACUGUGGAUUGAGAGAUCAGAUAUUCAGUAUGACUGUUAUCAUUUUCUCUUCUUAUUAAAGAAAUAUACUCUUCUAACUUAUUCUGUCUUCCGCAGAGUUGUGUGUCCGCACUAUACAGCGAGGUAUAUAAUAUAUCUCUUUCUAAUCUUUCUGACCGCACCGCAGAAUUAG